Messenger RNA from Peromyscus leucopus (white-footed mouse), 3806 nucleotides. RefSeq names its product UBX domain protein 4 (gene Ubxn4). Gene Ontology annotation, molecular function: protein binding. The record is from RefSeq and is a predicted model, not a curated record. Bases 189 to 1679 code for a protein of 496 amino acids. The transcript is spliced from 12 exons. NCBI's taxonomy places the organism in Eukaryota, Metazoa, Chordata, Mammalia, Rodentia, Cricetidae.
GCGGGGGGGGGCCGCUUUCGGGCGUAGGAGCCGGUGAGGAGCCGGAUCCUCAGACGAAGCGGCGGACGGGCCGGUGGUGUCCCCGGGGCCGCGAGGCCGGAAGCCGAGGAGGGCGGGGCCGGCCGUGGGGCCGCGGCGACGCCACACCGAGCGAGCGAGCGAGCGAGCGCCGGGGCCUGCGGGGAGCGAUGCUGUGGUUCCAAGGCGCCAUCCCGGCGGCCAUCGCGUCUGCCAAGAGGAGCGGCGCCGUCUUCGUGGUGUUCGUGGCAGGUGACGAUGAGCAGUCCACACAGAUGGCUGCCAGCUGGGAAGAUGAGAAAGUGACAGCAGCGUCUGCAAACAAUUUCGUUGCAAUUAAAAUCGACACCAAAAGUGAAGCCUGUCUGCAAUUUUCACAGAUUUAUCCUGUAGUCUGUGUUCCAUCCAGUUUCUUUAUAGGAGACAGCGGAAUCCCUUUGGAAGUAAUAGCAGGGAGUGUUUCUGCAGAUGAACUUGUUACAAGAAUUCACAAAGUCCAGCAAAUGCACUCAUCAAAAGGUGAAACAUCGGUGACAGAUGACAACCAGUCAGAAAGUUCAGUAUCUACCCCAUCUGCCUCAUUUGAACCUAAUGCUGUAUGUGAAAAUACUGAGUCCAGACACACAGAGCUUUGUAAGACACCAGCUGCUUCCGACACAAAGUCAGAUACUACAGCAGGAGGAGAAUGCUCAGGUUGUGACAACCCCUCCCAGGAACCUCAUGGAUGUUCAAACCAGAGACCAGCAGAGGAUCUCACCGUUAGAGUGGAAAGACUCACAAAAAAACUUGAAGAAAGGAGAGAAGAGAAAAGGAAGGAAGAAGAACAGUUCUUUUCUUUGAUUCAGAGAGAGAUUAAGAAGGAAAUUGAAAGGAGAAAAACUGGAAAGGAAAUGUUGGAUUAUAAAAGAAGACAAGAAGAGGAAUUAACAAAAAGAAUGUUAGAAGAAAGAAGCCGAGAAAAGGCAGAGGACAGAGCGGCUCGAGAGCGCAUCAAGCAGCAGAUCGCACUGGUGAGCUUCCCCGUGUCUCCGGCCGUUCAUCUGGAGACUCUGGAGCCAGGAGAAGUCCUGACCUUCCUUUUUCCUAGCACUGUUGCAAGAAUUCAGUUCCGGUUGCCUGAUGGUUCUUCCUUUACAAAUCAGUUUCCUUCCGAUGCUCUGUUAGAAGAAGCAAGGCAGUUUGCCGCACAGACUGUUGGCAACACCUAUGGUAAUUUUUCUCUAGCAACCAUGUUUCCCAGGAGGGAGUUCACCAAAGAAGACUAUAAGAGGAAGCUGCUGGACCUGGAGCUCGCCCCCAGUGCCUCCGUGGUGCUGCUGCCGGCAGGACGGCCAGCCACAUCCAUUGUCCAUUCUUCCAGUAGAGACCUUUGGACGUUACUGGGGACGGUGCUUUAUCCAUUCCUGGCCAUAUGGAGACUGAUUAGCAAUUUUUUAUUUAGUAAUCCUCCUGCACAGAGGUCAGCAAGAGCCACACCCACAGAGCCUUCCAACCCUGCGUCAUCCACCAAGUCAGAGAAAAGGGAACCAGUCCGAAAAAGAGUGCUGGAGAAGCGUGGGGAGGACUUUAAAAAGGAAGGGAAGAUAUACAGACUGAGGACUCCAGACGAUGGCGAAGAUGAGAAUAACACUUGGAACGGGAACUCCACGCAGCAGAUGUAGAUCGCGCUCAGUGGGACAGUCUUCACUGCUUCCCCAGGAGGCCACUCCAGCGUCUGCUGGACAAGUGGGGCUGCUUAUGUUUUCAGACCAUGGGUACACUCUUUAUUUCUGCUUAGAGGUUAUGAGUUCAAGUUGUUUAACCUGAAAAAGUCAAAAUAGGAACUAGCUGGAUGCUAGGUCCUUGUAUAGGGUAACCAGCUGCUGCUCACCCAGCCACCUACCAGUUCCUGCUCAAACUUUCCAGCCCGGUGUUUCAUUUAGAAUACUUUUUGCUGCAAGACUUUUAAGCCACACAAAGUAAUUGGUAUGUCACUGGGUAUCUGACCCUAGAGCUCUUCCACUAGCUAUCAGGUGAUAAUGAUGGUUAGCAUUUCUCUUUGCACUCAUCAGCUGCAAACAAAAUCUUGUAGUUUUGAUCUUACUUAAACCUUGAAUAAAAAUUUUUUCCAAAAAUGAGAAUAAUUUUAUUUUUGCUGUAAGCAUCUUUCUGUUGUCCAGGGCUGUAUCAAGGUCACUUUUGUCUGACUUUUUCUCUCCCAGCGCUGCCCUGAAGAUGUCAGCAAAAAACUGGCUAUGUUUCCUUUAAAAUAGAGAGUUCAGGGAUUCUGGAUCUUCCGGACACCAGGUCCCACGUGUCCUAGGUCACUGAGGCAUUUGUUGUUUUAUGAUCUGUUCUCAUCGAUGCCAAACAGAUGAGGAUGGAUAGUCUGCAGCCUCGUGUGCACACUCACGUUUGUGCUGAAGUUUCCCAUUCAGCAAUCACACUUCAGGACCAAAGGGUAGGACUAGGGAAGAGCAGACACACCUUCCUUCACUGCGGUUCUGCCUGAGUUCGGAAGACAUUCUCUAACUUACUGCUUCUUCCUCUAAAAGUCGUGAUGUGUGAGACCUGACGACCGCAUGUCAGAGAAGACAGCCGCAUCUGUGAGAGGAGGAGGGACUUUGUCCAACCCUGUGGGGUAGGAGGCUUGUGGGACGGUGUGCUGGCCGGAAGGAAGCAGGAGCUGCUGAGCUGCUGGGGACAACAGAACCCUUCUGAAAACAUGCCCAGAAACUUCAAAUGUCUCAUGCUUUGACACAGUAACUUUUUCUAAGUAGUGAUCAUCAUUGCAAAAGUUUAGCUAUGUAUAGACCUAAUUACUAGUUUAACUUAAAAACUGGAAACAACUAAAUGCUCUCUGUGGACGUAAUUUCUGUUGAGAAACGGUACAUACUAAUCCAGCACUUGCCAUAUUACUGAAUGCCUGCUGUGUGUUAGUGAAAAAAAAAAGGUAGGAGACCUAGGCAUAGGAUGAGUCCCGCUUUGUGAGUAAGUUUUGUGUGAGUUAACGAGUAGGUAAAGAAAGAAGAAAACAUUGUUAAUGGAUGGCCGUAUGUCUUAGUUCUUUGUACUCUUGAAUUUUCCCAGUCUUCUGCAUUGAUCAUAGUUACAUUAUUUAAAGAGAGUUUUGCUCACACUUAAAAUCCCAGCACUUAGUGCUCAGAGGCAGUCUGAGUUUAAGGGCCAGCCUGGUCUACAUAGCAAGUUCAGGCCAGCCAAGGCUACAAGAUAAAAGCCUUGUCUCAAAAACAACAAAAAUGUGAGUUUUCAAAAAUUUCUAGUAACUGACUCAUUUAAAAUCCAGUCUUCUAAAAUGCAGCCAGCUGGGGUGGUGUCUCAUGCUGUAGUCCGAGCACUUGGGAGGAGGAGGAGGCAGGAGUACCAAGUUUAUCCUCAGGUACAGGUUCAAGUCCAACCUAGGCUGAAUAAGAUCCUGUCUCCACAAUAGCGAGGCAAUAUAUGAUUUUUUUAAAAAAUACUUGUCAAGUGGGUAUGAAUCCUGGAAAAACAUUAAGUACCUCAAGUCAGCUUGUCUUGAAGAAGAUGAAAUACAAAUCUUAAAAUGUACAUAAUUCAUGUUUUGGUAGAGAGUUCCUCUUUAGCUUUAUCUCUUUAAAAAGUCCACAUGGUUCAAAAGCUCCAAAAUAGAGAAAAUGGUGUCUCUCUCCUGGCAUUGGACCCCACUACCAUUCCCCAGAAGUAACCUCUAUUAAUAAUUUCUAAUGUAAUUUUCAGAAAAAUUUUAUGCAUAUAAGCAAAUAUGUAAUCUUUAUUUUUAAAUAAAUGGGAUCAUAUUGUAUGUACUA